GGAAAUUUGACACAUCGACGUAACUUAUGAUAUGAGGAGUGUAUCAGAUGGAAGAAUCUAAGUGAGAGUACAGGAGUGAGGAUAUAUAGGCAUGAAAGGUUUCAGCACUAAGAGCCCCUGAACUAGUCCUAAACCAGCGAAUAAAAGUGGAGACAACCGAAUUCCAACUGACAGAGUGAAUCUGGCCAUAGGACUACUGGUGCGUUACUCAUCUAUCUCAACAUAAGUUCACCAACUAUAUCAACAGCAAAAGCUCCAUCCCGCCAACAUCACCAUCUAUCUUCAUCUCGCCCAGUACCGUCAAACUCUCAAGCAAUGGACGAAACCUCAUCCGACUCAGCCUCCUUCUGGGCAAGAGCCGACAAAUACGUCCUAAACACCGGCGUUCCCUCCUUACCAGUGAUAAUCACCAGCGCAAAAGGAACCCGGCUCUACUCCAACAACAACGCCCAAAUCCUCGAUUUCACAUCCGGUCAAAUGAGCUCCCUACUCGGCCAUUCCCACCCCGAGAUCGUCGCCGUAGUCCAACAAUACGUCGCGGGACUAGAUCAUCUACUCAGCAACAUGAUCACACAUCCCGUAGUCAACCUAGCAGAGCGUCUAUCUCACCACCUUCCUGCGCCUUUACAAAAAUCCUUCUUCUUAAACACUGGUUCCGAAUCAACAGAGGCUGCCAUCAAAAUGGCAAAAUUAUACACAGGCAAAUUCGAAAUCGUGGCGUUUUCCGCUAGCUAUCAUGGUCUUACUCAAGGUGCUGGAUCUGCUACCUAUCCCACGGGCCGAAAGAACGGAGGACCUACAAUGCCUGGCCAGCUCGCGUUUCCGGCACCGUAUGCUUAUCGCUCGCCAUUUAGAACAGCUGAUGGCUCAUACGACUGGGAGACUGAGAUGGAUUACGGAUGGUCUAUGAUUGAUAGACAGAGCGUGGGAUCUCUGGCUGCUUUCAUUGCUGAACCGAUUCUCUCCACAGGCGGGAUUCUCGAGCCGCCGGAGGGAUAUCUGGUACGUCUUAGUGCAGAGUGCAAGAAGCGAGGUAUGCUUCUCAUUAUGGAUGAAGCGCAGACUGGAGUAGGUCGUACUGGAAAGAUGUUCGCUUUUGAGCAUUCCGGGAUUGUUCCUGAUAUCUUGACUCUCUCCAAGACUCUUGGAUGCGGCUUACCAUUAGCCUCCGUCAGCACCACCGUUGAAAUCGAGCGAGGAUGCAAGGAGGCGGGAUUCUUAUGGCUUACGACCCAUCUCAACGACCCUUUGACAGCAGCCGUGGGCGACAAGGUACUCGAGAUUGUAGAGCGAGACAACAUGUGUCAGAAAGCCAAGGAACGGGGUGAGCAGCUGCGCAGUGGGUUGCUCAAGUUACAAGAGAAGUAUUGGUGCAUAGGGGAUGUUCGAGGUCGUGGUCUUCUUCAAGGAAUCGAGUUCAUCUCCGACGCUCAGACUAAAGCACCGGGUCCCGAUUUAGGACAAGCUGUUUCUGAUAGAGCACUGCAUUGUGGUCUCUCAUGUAAUGUUGUCAAUCUUCCUGGGAUGGGAGGUGUGUUUCGUUUGGCUCCUCCAGUGACUGUCUCGGCUGAGGAAAUCGAGGAAGGUCUGAGGAUCUUGGAUGAGGCUUUUGCUCACGUUCUUAGCACGCAUGAGAAAGCCGUUGAUGGCGUUGUUUAACACAAGAGAGCUAUGUAUUCAACCUCAGUCCGAUGAACUGCCUGCUUUUGCAGUUUAAAGGCACAUGCGUUGCUUCAUUGCAUAUUCGCAACCCAACAUAUAUCUUAGACAUUACAAGGAUUUUGAGACUACAUUCAUAGGAUACAUUCACGACUCGGGUAGCAAUGUUUUCACGCGGAG
Mollisia scopiformis is the source of this 1839-nucleotide messenger RNA. RefSeq names its product aminotransferase class-III. Gene Ontology annotation, cellular component: mitochondrion. The coding region runs from base 316 to 1659 and encodes 447 amino acids. NCBI's taxonomy places the organism in Eukaryota, Fungi, Ascomycota, Leotiomycetes, Helotiales, Mollisiaceae. The record is from RefSeq and is a predicted model, not a curated record. Gene Ontology annotation, molecular function: pyridoxal phosphate binding; transaminase activity. The transcript is spliced from 2 exons.